Wallemia ichthyophaga EXF-994 is the source of this 240-nucleotide messenger RNA. RefSeq lists its product as uncharacterized. The transcript has 2 exons. The record is from RefSeq and is a predicted model, not a curated record. NCBI's taxonomy places the organism in Eukaryota, Fungi, Basidiomycota, Wallemiomycetes, Wallemiales, Wallemiaceae. Bases 1 to 240 code for a protein of 79 amino acids. Gene Ontology annotation, cellular component: mitochondrion.
AUGAGGAUAUUGAGCAGAAGAGAGGAAGAAGACGUCGUAAAGCAGCACAAGCAGCUUGGAUUACAGCAUUGCAGUGAUUUGUUCAAGGCUUUCGCAGAUUGCACUGCGAGCCGAACGAUAUCAGUUAUGUGGGCAUGCAGGAAGCCACACAAGGAGCUCAACAGCUGUCUGUCCAAGUUCAACUCAGAGGAAGCUUUGGAUGCAGCAAUCGAGGAAUACUUGAAGAAAAGAGAGUACUGA